Pygocentrus nattereri (red-bellied piranha) is the source of this 979-nucleotide messenger RNA. Its product is annotated as zinc-binding protein A33-like. The coding region runs from base 1 to 858 and encodes 285 amino acids. The transcript is spliced from 4 exons. The record is from RefSeq and is a predicted model, not a curated record. Lineage: Eukaryota; Metazoa; Chordata; Actinopteri; Characiformes; Serrasalmidae. Gene Ontology annotation, molecular function: protein binding.
AUGAUCGCUGCCCUGAGGGAGGAAGAAGAGGAGAAGACCAAGAAGACGAAGGAGAAAAUUACGGAAUUUGAUAAAAUAUUGUCUCAUAUUGUUGGCAAGAUAAAAAGCAUCGAGGAUUAUAUUAGAGGUGAUGAGAAUUUUUUCCUUAAGAAUCUUAAGGACGCUGAAAAAAGUGCUCAAUGUCCAGCAGUGGAUCCAGAGCUGUAUUCCAGAGGUCUGAUUGAUGUAGCCAAACACUUGGGCAACCUGAGAUACAGAGCUUGGAAGAAGAUGAAGGACAUCUGUCCUUACUUUCCAGUGACUUUGGACCCAAAUACUGCCAAAAGUUCUGCUACGCUGUCUGAGGACAUGAGCAGUGUUUCAUUAGGAGGCUCAAGGAGGAACCUGCCAAACAACCCUGAGAGGUUCAGCAUGUACAACAUGGUUCUGGGAUCUGAAGGCUUCACCUCAGGAUCGCACAGCUGGGAGGUGGAUGUGGGCCACAGUGAUCACUGGAUCAUUGGAGUGGCCAAGCAGUCGGUCAGAAGGAAGGAAAGGUUCACAGUAGGGCCAUUAGAUGGAGUCUGGGCCAUAAGUCUGCAGGACGGAUCAUACUCCUGGUCUUUAUACACCGGGAAGCCGCAGAGAGUCCGAGUGGAAGUGAACUGGGAGAAGGGGCUGGUGACAUUCACUAACCCUGAAAACAGCAAAGUGUUGCACGCUUACGCUCACAAGUUCACAGAGGCAGUAUAUCCAUUCUUCUGUACGACCAGCAGAUCUCCACUGAGGAUUUUACCAAACGAGGUCAGGGUGACUGUGGAAAAGCACAAAACUGUGGCUUGUCCUAUCACUACUAGGCUGCGGCAAAUGAUGUUAUAAUGUCACAGAUGACGGAAUUGUAUUGAUGAUUCAUUUUAAACAUUUGUCGCAGCGUCCCAACUUUUUUGGAAACGGGCUUGUACAUCAUCUACAAAAAUGUAAACAAGAACUAGGACUUCAA